AUGUGGCUCCACGUAGCUGGGCUCUGCUCAGCGGCCACACCCCGGGCAACCGCCUCGACCGGCGGGCUGAACCAGGUGAGGGCGGUUACUCCCUGUGCGCGUUGUGCCGCGUGCACAGGGGACUGCGGACUCCGUGGACGGUUGGUCGGAUGGAACACCGCGUCGGCGCCGUCGUGACGAGGCUCUGUCUGGCACACCGCUGGUCAGCCGGUUGGUGGUGGAACGACGCAUCGGCAUCAUCAGGACGAGGCUCCGCCUGGUACGCCGUUGAUCAGCCGGUGGGAUGGAUCUCCGAAUUGGCACCGUCGACGCGCGCCCAUCUGGUGCACCGUAUGAGACCGCAGGCUUGCGGCAAUGCCGUAAGCCAUUGACAAAUUCGAGUCGUUCUUCCACUGCCAAAAAAACUCGUGGCCCACAGUGGAGUUCGGCCGCGCCGGCACAUCAAGCAGCCCCUAUUCAGGGGUCAGGGCACUGCUUCCUUCGGGGGGGCCUGGAAAAGCUGGCCUAAAAAUGGCUGGGGAACCACGUCGUCUGCUGGCGCACCGUGGUCGCAGACGCAAAACUCACGGUCGAAACAAUCAAACUCGAGACAACAGCAACAACCAUACUCACUCUCCUCAUACUACCUCUUCUAACUCUACUUCCGUCUAUUCUUCUGCCUAUUCUCCUCCAUCGUCAUCUUCUUAUCCACCUCCUUCCCGUCGCCCCACUCGUUUUCCCCAGACUGACAGGGUGAGCCCGCUCACUCUGGCAGCCUGGAAUGUUCGUUCCCUUUUAGACAACCCGAGGAGCAACCGACCGGAACGGAGGACGGCGCUAGUGGCACGAGAACUGGCGCGCUACAAGGUGGACAUCACCGCACUCAGCGAGACUCGAUUCUCCGAACAAGGCCAACUGGAGGAGGUGGGUGCCGGUUACACCUUCUUCUGGAGUGGUCGACCCAGGGCAGAGCGACGAGACGCGGGUGUCGCCUUUGCCAUCCGGACCGACAUCGUGGGACGACUACCCUGUUUGCCGCAGGGAAUCAACGACCGCCUAAUGAGCCUCCGUUUGCCCCUCCGGCGAGGAGGCAAGUUCGCCACCAUCAUUAGCGCCUACGCUCCGCCGAUGAGCAGCCCCGACGCCGUCAAAGACAAAUUCUACGAGGACCUGCAUGCCCUCUUGGCGACUGUGUCGAAGGCGGACAAGUUGAUUGUCCUUGGCGACUUCAACGCCCGCGUCGGCACAGACCAUACUGUCUGGAGGGGAGUGCUGGGCCCCCACGGUCUCCGCGGCUCCAACGACAACGGCCUGCUUCUCCUUCGCACCUGCGCAGAACACCGCCUCACCCUGACGAAUACCUUCUUCUGUCAGCCGGAGCGAGAGAAGGCCACCUGGAGGCAUCCUCGGUCACGUCAGUGACACCUGCUGGACUAUGUCCUCGUCCGGAGGCGAGAUCAGCGGGACGUGCUGGUGACGAAGGCGAUCGCGGGUGCUGACGGGUGGACCGACCAUCGCCUCGUCAUCUCGAAGAUGCGUAUUCGCCUACAGCCUCGCAGGAGACCACAAGGUAAGCGACCCCCAGGUAAGCUGAAUGUUGCUUUGUUGUCUUUGCCUGCUCACCGUCUCCAUUUCAGCAAUGAGCUAGCUCAACGGCUAGACAACCUUCCUAUCGCUGCCGCCGCCGACGACGCCGCCGCCGCCGCCGCUGCCGAGAACGCCUCCGUGGAGAACCGCUGGUGUCAACUGCGAGACACGGUCCAGUCGACGGCGCUCGCCGUCCUCGGUCGCGCUCCUCGCCAACACCAGGACUGGUUCGACGACAACGACGCCGCCAUCAGAAAUCUGCUUGCUGAGAAGAACCGCCUACACAAAGCCUACGUAGAUCACCCCACUGAGGACAACAAAGCUGCCUUCUACCGCAGUCGCCGACAGCUUCAACAACGACUGCGCGAGAUGCAGGACGCCUGGACUGCUCACAAAGCUGAGGAGAUCCAAGGCUACGCGGACCGCAACGAAUGGAAGAAUUUCUUCUCUGCGAUCAAAGCUGUCUACGGUCCGCCGACGAAGGGCACUGCUCCUCUCCUCAACGCCGACGGCAGCACUCUCCUGACUGAGAAGACGCAAAUCCUACAGCGGUGGGCCGAGCACUUCCGAGGCGUCCUCAACCGCCCUUCCGUCAUCUCCGACGCCGCCAUCGCCCGCUUGCCGCAAGUGGAGACCAACGCGGACCUCGACCUCCCGCCAUCUCUUCAGGAAACCAUCAGGCCGUUCAGCAACUCUCCAGCGGGAAGGCACCCGGAUCGGACGCAAUCCCUGCUGAGGUCUACAAGCACGGAGGUCCCCUACUGA
Molecule: messenger RNA, 2331 nt
Organism: Spirometra erinaceieuropaei
Lineage: Eukaryota; Metazoa; Platyhelminthes; Cestoda; Diphyllobothriidea; Diphyllobothriidae
Source: the annotation of a GenBank genome assembly